CGCAGGUGUGCCGCUGGGACCGGUGGGCUGUGACGGCCGGGAGGGACGGGUGGGGAGGCAGGUACGGCCGGGCGGUGGCACACCGAGCGUGCUGGCACCGAGCGUGCUGGCUAGCGAAGAUAUUCCUUUAGUGGACCUGGAACUUUGAAACUCAUAGGGACUGGCACACCAUGGCUCGAUGGCUGCUGCUGCUGAGUCUGACGCUGGGCUCGCUGGCCGAACCUCGGACCGGCACCUUCUCCAAGGACCACGUGCUACCGUCCAAGGGCGUCAACAGCAUCGUGCACGACUCGUCCAAGGUGCUGACCUCCGAGACGACCGCGGCGCCCACGUCCGGCCUCGGAGGGACGCUGGACGAUGAUGACCUGUACGGGACGGACCACACCGGCUGUCCCAAGGCGUUCCAGGGUCGCUGCGUCUGCGCCAUGGCCAUGUACGCGAACCAGGGCGAGAAGUUUGUGGUCAACUGUACCAACACGCGCUUCACGGACCCGUUCGCGCUCAGCGCGCUGCCGGACAACACCGAGGUGCUCAUCUUCACCGGCAACUUCCUGGAGCGCCUGCCGCCCAACCUGUUCGGAACAGAGUUCAACUUUGACGACCUGGAGACGAUCGACAUGCAGAACAACGGCAUCACGGACAUCGACGGCCAGGCGUUCCACCGGGUCUCCAGCGUGAAGACGCUGAUCCUGAACCACAACAACCUCUCCAUCGUCGACAAGCAGCGCCACCCGCGCGUCUUCAGCAACUUUGUCAACCUGGAGGCGCUGCACCUCACCAACUCCUUCACCGAAAAGGUGGACGCGCGCUGGUACAUGGCCAGCCUGGAGGUCAUCUUUCAGGGCAGCAAGCUCACCAAGCUGAAGAAGCUCCACUUGGAGCAGAAUGAGAUCUGGGUGCUGCGCGACCCGUGCGUAUUCGCUCACCUGCCGUCGCUGGAGCAGCUCUACCUCAGCAACAACCGACUCACGGAUGUUAACCUGGCCGCCAAGUGUCUGCCGAAGCUGAAGCACCUGGGCCUCGAGUACAACAUGCUGCGCCGGCUGGACGCCAACACGACGGCCAUGCUGGACGAGCUGGCCGCGCGGGACGACAUGUUCACCGUCCGGCUGACCGGCAACCCCUUCAUCUGCGACUGCAACAUCCAGCCGCUCUACCACUGGCUCAUGACCACGCAGACGCGCGCGCUCGAGCACGAAAAGUACCGCUGCUACGCGGGCCGGCCGCUCACCAAUGCCGGCCGGCCCAUCAUGCAGUUGCGCGAGAUGGAGUGCCAGCAGGCGCCGGCGCGCGCCUCGGCCGCCUCCGUCAUCCUGGGCAUGCUGACGCUGGCCGCCUGCGUGGUGCUGGUGGGCGUCAUCUUCGUGCAGCGGCGGCGGCUGGCGCGUGGCGCCAAGAACCUGCAGCCGCAGCUGCAGACCGCCAUCGAGAACGUGAAGCGGUCGCGGCAGUACACCAACAUUGAGAGGGAGGAAGAGGCGCCGGAGGUGGCGGUCUGAUCGGCCACCGGACGAUAGGCCAUGUCAGGUCACAGCAGGUCGCGGUAGGUAGGUCAUGGCAGGGCAGUCUGUUCGUCCCGUGCUGUGCAGAACGUUGACUUCAGAUCGGCAGAGCUAGGACGCCGCCAGUGAGAGGGUCUCGGGUCGGCGGAGCGGUGCUAAGUUCAGUGACGUAGAGGAAGCCCAGGACCGCGAUUAUAUGCAAGAAAGGAUCUGGGGAGGGCUACGCCCAGUGUGAGCCAAAGAUGAUGAGAAAGAGAUCGAGUGCGAAACCCGCGUGGAAACGAACGUAGUGGUGGGGAGCAUAGCACCAACGGUCCAGUGGUGAGACGCUGAGUGGAUCAGUGCCUUCUUAUGUGACUUACAAUGUUAUGAUGGUAUCAUGAUAAUCGAUUGCUGAAUCCGUUUUUCUCUUUCUCAUUUCGACACACUACUAGGUGUUAAUCGUCAUUUGCUUUUUUAAAUGUGUAAGAUUUAGGGGCAACUUGGACCUGCAGUUGAAUUCUGCUUUGCUGAUUUUCAUUGCGACGUUUUUAAGCAUUUCAGGUCCAUGCAUAAGCAUGUUUUGUUCGCCCAUUCUAAUCCUCAGACAUCUCCUUAUGCUCACCGUAUCGUCUAUAAAAUUGUCUUAUUGAUUGCCCUUACUUAAGUUUUUUUUCAACGGACGAUGGAUGUUUCAACGGUGUUGUGAUAUAUAAGUCGUCGGUAAAUCUACGGAACGUGAUUGACGAGUCCUGCUGCAACUGUUUUAUGAGUACCUACCAGUUGACAUAUGGCGAUAUGUUAACAUUGACACUAUUGCUACUCUAAUGGUGUAAAAAACAUUUACCUGUUGCGGUGCAUUCUCAUCGUAACGUGUCUUACAUAUGUAAUCCAAUCAAUUUUAAACCACAUCUCACUUUGAGUUAACUCCUAUCUAAUGAUUCUCAACGGUUCAUUGUUCAAAGGUAUGGCAUCCUCAUUCUGUCUGUGUAAGCGAAUAUUUAGCUGUGCCCUUUGGAAAGGCUUGCGAUGCAGUAUCUCUGUGUGGUUUGAUGAGCUUACGUGGGAUCCACUGAGUGAUGAAUGUUUGGUUUGCAAUAGAAUAAUCCGUCCAUGCCGGUCCCAGUAGAUCGCGACGGGCGGUGAGCGAUAAGGGACUUCGUCAUUUCGUAUUAUGUCGACGAGCGUUUUAUAUGCUUACAUCGCCGAUACUGAGUCUGUGAUGACCAAUGUAUCGUAGCUGAAUAGAUAAUAUACUAUUAGUGUCA
Amphibalanus amphitrite is the source of this 2749-nucleotide messenger RNA. Its product is annotated as leucine-rich repeat-containing protein 15-like. The transcript has 2 exons. Gene Ontology annotation, molecular function: protein binding. Bases 171 to 1499 code for a protein of 442 amino acids. Gene Ontology annotation, cellular component: membrane. Lineage: Eukaryota; Metazoa; Arthropoda; Thecostraca; Balanomorpha; Balanidae. The record is from RefSeq and is a predicted model, not a curated record.